GAGUAUGUGACGUCUCACGCAGGCUGCCGAUCGGUUGUGAUGCUGUGGAUUUGACGGGCUUUCAUUCAAACAUUCGUUGAGAUCCUAAUCAUAAUCUCUAUGUGGUCUCUGCUCCGAUCCGUGAUGUUUUGAUACCUGCUGUGGAUCACAGACAGGAGCAGCUUGGUUUCCUGCCUGGCGUCUACAUCGUGGUGUCAGCCCUCCGCCCUCCUGCAGCCGAGAGGCAGCUGAGCGCUCCAUCAGGCCGCGGGGAAACCACUCUGUCUCCGGUACUCAGGGAUGAGGCGGGCCCGUGGAUGUGACAGUGCUGUGGGAUCCUGAUAAACCAGUCCAAUCAUCAUGCAGUGUUCUUGGAAGUCCAUGGUAUUGUUAGCAUUGGCCUCCAUAGCCAUCCAGUACACAGCCAUCCGCACCUUCUCCAGCAACCCUUUAAGCUUUCUGUGCUCUGUGGGCCUGGCACCUUCAGGUUUGACUGUCAACUGCAGCCCCAAAGAGUUGAUGCAGGUGGGCCAGGAGACACCCGUGGACUUGGAUCAUAGCUGUGAUAGAAGCCCCUCCCAUGCUAAUUCCUCCCCUUCUCUCUCCAAUCCUUCCUAUAAUGUCACCAAGAGAACCCACAUCCUCAUUCUGGCCACCACACGGAGCGGGUCCUCAUUUGUGGGUCAGCUGUUUAACCAGCAUCCAGAGGUCUUCUACCUGUUUGAGCCUCUGUACCAUGUCCAGUUGGCACUGCUUCCUCGGUUGGCACAGAGCCGAAACCUGGCUGAGAGGAGGGUCAUGCUGGGAGCAGCUCGAGACCUGUUAAGGUCUCUGUACCAUUGUAACCUCCACAGCCUGGAAAGUUACAUACAACCCCGUCCUGCUAGGCACUCCACUGACAAGCUGUUUAGACGAGGAGCUAGCCGUUCUCUGUGCUCCCCACCUGUAUGCGAGGCUCCACUGGGCUCGAAGGAGCAGGUCCUGGUGCUAGCUGAUGAGGGGGAAUGUGUGAGAAAGUGUGGGCCACUAAAUGUGUCGGUGGCUGCUGAAGUCUGCAGAGCAAAGCGCCACGCAGCCAUCAAGACUGUUCGGAUUCCCCAAGUCAGUGACCUCAGGGCGCUCAUUGAGGAUCCAAGACUCAACCUGAAGGUUGUCCAGCUUGUUCGAGAUCCACGUGGCAUCCUGGCAUCUCGUAUUGAGACCUUUCGGGAUACUUACCGGCUGUGGCGUCUGUGGAGGGCAACUGGACGUCGACCCCACAACCUGGACCUAGGACAAAUCAACACAGUGUGUGAAGAUUUCCUUCGCUCUGUGUCUGUAGGCCUGGCAAGACCCACCUGGCUCAAAGGGAGGUACAUGUUGCUGAGGUAUGAAGACUUGGCCAGGUUUCCUCUUCAAAAGACAAAGGAGCUCUAUAGCUUCCUUGGUUUGGUUCUAGACCACAAUGUGGUAGACUGGAUCAUCAACAACACUCGGGGCAGCAGUGGUCUGUCAUCCUGGCAGAAAUUCACCACAGUUCGGGAUUCUGCAGCGAAUGCUGAGAACUGGAGGGUUAAGCUGUCUUUUGAUAUGGUGGUUUACACGCAGACUGUCUGUCAACCACUUCUGGGGCUCCUUGGAUACAAGACCAUCUUCCAUCCCAGGGAACUGAGAAAUCUUUCACACUCUUUGGUGGAGGACCGGACGUUCCUCCCUUUUUUUUAAACGAAUGACAAAUAUAGUUAACUGAGGUUUAGAAAACCAGCAAGACUUGACAGAACUGUUGUAAGGGAGAGACUGUGUAGCCACAGCUGUGGUCACUCUUGUCUGUGAUGGUG
Molecule: messenger RNA, 1796 nt
Organism: Pundamilia nyererei
Lineage: Eukaryota; Metazoa; Chordata; Actinopteri; Cichliformes; Cichlidae
Product: carbohydrate sulfotransferase 1-like
Exons: 6
Coding region: 340-1683 (447 amino acids)
Biological process (GO): N-acetylglucosamine metabolic process; keratan sulfate proteoglycan metabolic process; carbohydrate metabolic process
Cellular component (GO): Golgi membrane
Molecular function (GO): N-acetylglucosamine 6-O-sulfotransferase activity; keratan sulfotransferase activity
Source: RefSeq, a predicted model, not a curated record